UCGUUCCUCUUCCCCCGUCUCCCUCUGGGUCUCUUUUCUCUUCCUCCUUGACUGAACCAUUCAAGCUAAACACCAGAGGAUUAUCACUCAACCAUUGAGAAACACACACACACACACAACCAUACACUGAAACACUCACACGCUUUCACUCAACACGUUGCCUGGCCAGAAGUGUCUGUGCUCUUGGUAAAGACAGUGUCUAUGUUUGUUGACGGUGUAUGAUGUGAUGAUGCGAGAGCUCAGCUGUCUGAGAAAACGGGGCUCUGAGCUGAACAAAAACAAAGGGGCGGGAGGAGAGAAGAGUGAGAGGAGAGAGAGGAGUGGAGCCCACGUGCCUCAGAGCUGGAGCUGUAUCUGUAGCUAGCCGUCGUGUCUCAUUCUGCUAAUGGAGGACUGGGGUGCCUGAAGACCAAGACUCUGCUGCAGACUCCCAAAACCUCCUCACGUCCUCUCUGCCAAAUCUAGGAUCAUGUCGGGUGCCUAUGACGAGUCAGCCAGCCAGGAGGAUGCCACAGACAGCUUCUGGGAGGUGGGGAACUAUAAGCGUGCUGUGAAGCGGAUUGAUGAUGGCCACCGGCUCUGCAAUGACCUGAUGAACUGUAUACAAGAGCGAGCCAAAAUCGAGAAGGCCUACAGCCAGCAGCUGACCGACUGGUCUAAGAGAUGGAGGCAGCUGGUGGAUAAAGGGCCCCAGUACGGCAGUGUGGAGAGGGCCUGGGUGGCAAUGAUGACCGAGGCUGAGAAGGUGAGUGAGCUGCACCAGAAUGUGAAGAACGGACUGCUCAACAAUGACUUUGAGAAGGUGAAGAACUGGCAGAAGGACUCCUACCACAAGCAGAUGAUGGGAGGCUUCAAGGAAACCAAAGAGGCAGAGGAGGGCUUCAAGAAGGCCCAGAAACCAUGGGCCAAGAAGCUCAAGGAGCUUGAGACUGCCAAGAAGACGUACCACCUGGCGUGUAAGGAGGAGAAGGUGGCGUCCAGCAGAGAGACCAACAGCAAGGCAGACACCUCAGUCACAGCCGACCAGCAGAAGAAGCUCCUGGACAAGGUGGACAAGUGCAAGCAGGACUCUCAGAAGGCGAAGGAGAAGUAUGAGAAGGCUCUGGAUGAGCUGAGGAAGUGUACGCCCCAGUACAUGGAGAACAUGGAGACAGUGUUUGACACGUGUCAGCAGUUUGAGGAGAAGAGACUGAGCUUCCUCAGGGAGGUGCUGUUAGACAUCAAACGACACCUCAACCUCACCGAGAACCAAAGUUACGCCACAGUGUACAGAGACCUGGAGCGCACCAUCACCUCUGCCAGUGCACAAGAUGACCUGAAGUGGUUCAGCAACAACCACGGCCCUGGUAUGCAUAUGAACUGGCCCCAGUUUGAGGAGUACAAUCCAGAGCUCACUCACAUGAUCAGCAAACGAGAGAAGUCGAAGAAAGGGGCAGACGGUAUAAUACUGACUAGCGUGACAGCAGCACCGAACCACGUGGCAGCACCGGACCAUGUGGCAGCACCGGACCAUGUGGCAGCACCGGACCAUGUGGCAGCACCGGACCAUGUGGCAGCACCGGCUGGAGACAGGGGCAGUGUGAGCAGCUCUGAUAAGAACCAGGCCUACUCCUCCCAGGACCAGUCGGCAGAGUGGUCAGACGAUGAGCAGGCCGCGCCAAACUCCGGCUCAGACACCAAUGGGGGUGGGGCCAACCCCUUUGAGGAGGAGUCAGCGAAGGGCGUACGGGUGAAGGCGCUGUACGAUUACGACGGGCAGGAACAGGACGAACUCACCUUUAAAGCAGGAGACGAGCUAACUAAACUAGAAGACGAGGAUGAGCAGGGCUGGUGUAAAGGCCUGUUGGACAGUGGCAAGUUGGGUUUAUAUCCUGCUAAUUACGUAGAGCCCAUCUAGUUGGGUUCAUAUCCUGCUAAUUACGUAGAGACCAUUUUGUUGGGCUUAUAUCCUGCUAAUUACGUAGAGCACAUCUAGUUGCUUGGGUCACCCAGACUGAACCGUCCAAUCAUACUGCACAUUGCCAGAGACUUCAAAGCAAUGCUUCCCUGUUCCCCCUCUUUGCCUGACCAACCAACACACUGACUGAACAGUCUUUAUUUAAACACUCCCCUAGGACCCACAUCAGAGAAACCCAGCACCAACAUAACCAACACAUAUCAGCUACAACACUGGGAUUGUUACCACAGUCAAACCAUGGCAGUAUGUGUGUACCAACAACACCACAACACCUACGAGUGCAGGAAAAAUAUUCUGCCGUGUUCUAUUCCAAUGUUGUGCUGUGGUUAUGAUGACAUUUACCUGGCAGUAUGUAAGUAUGUUCCCUCGUAACACUAGUGAUAUGAUAUAGUCAAUGGUGCCUGCAUAGCCAGAAUAAGCUAUGCACUGUGCAUUGUAAAUAUUAGCAGAUUCUUUUUUUUUUUUUUGCAAUCUGGAUGCUAUGCGAAACUGUACAGUCCUGUUUUUUUUCUUUUUCAUCUGUCAUUCCAUGUAAGGUUUUAAAUAUGCUGUACAGUACAAAAGAUUCUCACUGUUUUUCUAUCUUUUCUAUGUGAGUUGCUCCUGUGUUGAGUGUUAUGCAGUGUUUGGUGUUUUCCCCCUGAGCAACAGCAGCAGCAUGUCCUACUGGAUCACAGUAAUGACAUUUAGCUGCAAGAUCCUUGACAAAUCACUGUCGAGCAGAGCAGUUCUACACUGUUGAGCCUUGUUCAGUGUAACGGUAUACAACAGUGUUUCUCUACCCACCGUUGUACCAGGGACUGAUAAGCUAUGGUUCCUUGGAUGACUGUUUAUGUUGAAAACCUGCUCUCAAGAUCAGAUGAAAUCGGUGUCAGUCAGAUAAACAUCUGAUGGACCACUCAGCAAUGUCCCAGGGACCGGUGCCCGCCGGACCCAGGAUCCUGGGAAUGAGAAACACUGGUAUAGAAUACACACUUUCCCCAAGGCAGCAUUGAGUGUACUUGUAGUACCUCUGACCGUGUUCCUCAUGUGCCUGUCAUUUCCUGUGUCAUUUCCUGACCUCACUGCUUUCUGGACUCAUCACUUCUAGUACCUCUGACCAUGUGUUGGGUUUAGGUGUGAGAGCAUGUGAACAACAACCCCUUCCUUUUAUCUGGUUACAUGUUUACAACAGUGGCUUUUUCGAAGGGUCAGGGUUCAAACAUUAAUUAGCCUACGUGGGCCUCCACAAAGGUUCAGCACAAAUACAAAAUUGAUCCAACACCACCCUACUCCAUCAAUGGUGACACGGGAAUAGGCUUGUCAUCAGAAAAGGACUGUCGCUGACCAAAUUAAAGGAGCCAAAGAAAUGUGGGAAUAUGAGCGAAUUCUGGGAAUUUGCUGUAUGUAUGAUCACAUUUACAGUAACAACCCAACGAGAGCCCCACUUCCCCAUGGGAAAUACUAGAUCCUGUCUCCUCUGGCUCAACACUGUAACCAUAACAACUGUUUUUGUUGCCAUGGCUUCAGUUUAUUAUGCGACUUCUAUGUCCUGUCUUUUUUAUGAAUGAAAAUGAUAAGUCACCUUUAAUGUGUCCCAGCUCAGUCUCCACCUUGCUAUCUCUGAUCUAACAGUCAUUGCAUGCUCGAUCACCAUAAAUAAGCAUUGAAUUCUACUGUGAGCUUACUGUACAAAUUGACCAAACUUUGUUUAUGUUUUUAUUCUGUCAGUUGAAUCCUAAACAUAAUCUUAUGGAAACUGAUGCCAAUGAUUUGGGUCUCUUAACUGGCAAAAUGUUCAAUUUUCAAUGUUUUUUAACAUCUCCAAAUAAUUAGGAGAAUUUGAAUCUAUACAACACACAAUCCUGUUAAAUCUUAAUCCUUAUAUUUUGAGCUAGUAAAUCAAACAGAAUCUUCAGCAGAGAUUAUACUUGUAAUAUGUGUGACUGUUAUAUGACACAGCUGUAGUGUUCGUUUCCUUAGCAACCCUGGGAGGUAGUGAAGGCUGUAAUAGCCUGACUGCUCUCUCAACACAAGAGGUGUGUACUCUUACUGACAUGGGGACAAAAAGCGACAGUAUAAAGUGCACUGCAAAAAAAGGCAGAAAGCGGAGCCUCCACUGAAAUAUUGAUGAGGAAACUGAAUUUUCUGCUGCUAGAAGUUUAUUCUGGAGAUCUGGGAUAUAUGGCUGUCGGGGUAAAUUUUGGGACUGCACACAUCCGAUUGUGGGGUAAAACACUUUAACCAUCAGCUCUCAAAAUGAGAGCUCUGAAACACAAGCCUAGCUAACUCCGUAAAUGCUUUACCUGAACCACCACUCAUACUCACAACACACACUCUAACAGGGAGAGAAAGAGAGCAUGCAUAUUUAACGAUGCAUUUACCUUGUAUUUUACCUCGUUUUGCGUACUGUAUGUAGGGGAACCAGUGGUCGGACAUGUGGGAAAGCCCUAGUGGUCUAGAAGUCUGUCUGUUUAGAAUAAUAGCUAUUUACUCUACAAACUGUAGUGCCCGUUCAUCUGCAUACAACAAAAUAAAAUGCUUCAUCAAAACAUUGA
Molecule: messenger RNA, 4494 nt
Organism: Salvelinus fontinalis (brook trout)
Lineage: Eukaryota; Metazoa; Chordata; Actinopteri; Salmoniformes; Salmonidae
Product: protein kinase C and casein kinase substrate in neurons protein 1-like
Exons: 10
Coding region: 470-1897 (475 amino acids)
Biological process (GO): plasma membrane tubulation; cytoskeleton organization; neuron projection morphogenesis
Cellular component (GO): plasma membrane; endosome; cytoplasm
Molecular function (GO): protein binding; phospholipid binding
Source: RefSeq, a predicted model, not a curated record